AGGCGGGGCGUAAGUGCGCGUUCGGCCGCCAUUGAGUUUGCGCGGGAAAAUACGUUCGGAAAAUUCUAGACAUGUUCGUUUUGAAGGCGUUGGUGCUCAGCGCUGUGUGCGCCUGCGUUUACUCUCAGGGGUACGACAGACCCAACACUACCCCGGUGCCCAUCCUCAAGCAGAUCAACAAGCAAAACGACGACGGCUCCUACAGCUUCGGCUACGAGGCCGCCGACGGCUCCUUCAAGAUCGAGACCAAGUACCCGAACGGGGACGUCGCCGGCAAAUACGGAUACGUUGACGCCGACGGCAAAGUGCGAGAGGUGUCCUACGGCGCGAGCAGCCAGCGAGGAUUUGAGCCACAAGGAACCGGAAUAAUGGUGCCACCACCCACCCUCAACGAUCCCAAGACGAACGCUCUCACCGACGGCCAAGAGGACGACGGACAGUACAGAGAGGAUCCCAGGAUAUACGAGGACUCCAAAUACAACGGCAGAACCGGCGCUCGACCCUCCAGCUCCUUCAACUUCAAGCAGCCUGCAGCCAGACAGCAGUUCCAGUCCUCCGACUUCCAGACCCAGGACUACCAACCGCAGGCGCCCGCUUACCAGCCCAGACCUCAAUACCAGCAGACUUACCAGCCCGCCCCGCAGAAGUCCCUGUUCACUCAGAGCAACCUGUUCGACCAGGCUCCCCAGCAGUUCAGCCAGCCCCAGCAGCCGCGAUUCAACCAGGACUUCAGACCCCAGAGCCAGAUCUACCACCAGCAGCCGCAGUUCUCCUACCAGUCGUACACGCCGCAGCAGCAGUACCAAAACUACCAGCCCCAGCCCCAGACUUACCAGAACAACCUGGACUUCAACCCCUUCGCUGGUCACCCCGCUCAGAACUUCGAUCCUAGCACCGGCUCCUACUCUAUCAACUUCACCGGUUAGGUUAUUAAUUAUUGUAACUUAAUUAUAAUCUUAUCUCAGCAUAUUUCGUAAGCAGUUUCGUGCACUACAGUUGUAAAUUGCUCAUGAAGUAAGGUUAUUUCUGUUAAAAUUUCAAUGUUUGGCGGAGGUCAAAUUGUUAGGAAAAAUGAGGAAACAACAAAUAUGUAUUUCACACUGUCUGCAACAUAUUAAAUGAAAUAAAUCUGUAAUGUAAAUACAAGCAAUAAUUGCAAAAGUAUAAUUUUCGUAGCAUUUGUUAUGUAAGGUAUACCGUAUACAAUAUACAUUCUGUAAAUAUAACUAGUCAGAAUAUUCAACAUAAUGUAAUUUUGUA
Messenger RNA from Aricia agestis (brown argus), 1260 nucleotides. It is a transcript of the gene CPR55, whose product is annotated as mushroom body large-type Kenyon cell-specific protein 1-like. The transcript is spliced from 3 exons. Gene Ontology annotation, molecular function: structural constituent of chitin-based larval cuticle. Gene Ontology annotation, cellular component: chitin-based extracellular matrix. The record is from RefSeq and is a predicted model, not a curated record. NCBI's taxonomy places the organism in Eukaryota, Metazoa, Arthropoda, Insecta, Lepidoptera, Lycaenidae. The coding region runs from base 72 to 926 and encodes 284 amino acids.